Molecule: messenger RNA, 757 nt
Organism: Salvia hispanica
Lineage: Eukaryota; Viridiplantae; Streptophyta; Magnoliopsida; Lamiales; Lamiaceae
Source: RefSeq, a predicted model, not a curated record
CUGCCAACCAACAAGGUAUGGGCGAGUAUUCGGAAAUUUAAAAAUAGUAAGAAAGAAAUUCAAACAAAUGCAGAUACCCGGUUAGACUUAGAUCAUACCUAUUCCACAAGCAUCGCCAAUGGAAAUUUCUUCCUUCACUGGAAGAGGAGCUCCAAUUCGAUGGACUCCACAAACAAGAAGCAGAAAUAAUGUUAGAAUAAGUAUGUGUUCCGUGAUGGAUUCGGAAAUGGCGGUUUUGGAUGGUGUGAAGGCGAAGCAGAGGGAUUACUAUCUGAAUACGGGUUACGCUAUCCGGACCCUCCGUCACGACAUUCCGGACCUCUUCACCUCAGACCUCAGCUUUCAUAUCUAUCGGGACGACAUCAUCUUCAGAGACCCGAUGAACGCUCUUGCUGGCAUCGACAACUACAAAUCAAUGUUGUGGGGUUUGAGGUUUCACGGGAGGAUAUUUUUCCGGGCUCGGUGGGUCGACAUUGUGAGUGUGUGGCAGCCCGUGGAGAAGAAUACGAUCAUGGUGCGUUGGAUCAUUCAUGGCAUCCCUCGAGGUCCGUGGAAGAGCCUUAGCAGAUUCGACGGCACCUCAGAGUACAAGCUUGACAAAUAUGGCAAGAUCUAUGAGCACAAAGUUGACAGCGUCGCUGUAAAUGGACCCCAAAAACACCAACUACUAACAGUGGAGCAACUCAUUCAAUUAAUAGGUUGCCCCUCCACCCCUAAACCAACCUACUUCCAAUCUUCCUCGUCAACACAUAUUUAG